AACCGAAAGAUGAGGCCAAAUUAUUAUUAUUAAUCAUUACAUUAAGACGGAGCCGAAAGCCGAGGCAUGGAUAGAAUUAGGUAUGGGUCUAUGGGCCCAAGCCAAGGUAACACCCAUAAGACGUAGCCCACGUGGGCGUCACGUGUCCUCAAGGCCCCUUGUGGCGUGAGACCCAUCCACGUAGGCGACACUUGGAAUCCGGAGGUGCCCACAGGUUGUACUGUGGGUCCGCCACGUCAGCAUCGAAUCCAAGGAAAGAAAAUAUCUGGACUGAGCCCGGUAAUUGCUCCAAGACACGCAAACUUUCGCUCCCCAAACUAUGCGACACGUGGUGCUCUUGGGUCGAUGCUGGCUUUGUAAAUUUGUAGUGGUAGGCCGAGUAUAUAGGACUGUAGGGGAGCGCACAUACCAUUCCAACUCGUCCGCCAACAAACUAUUGCCACGCGGAGGACGAUGCGUUCUCACGUGCUGAUCACGUGAGCUUUGUAUGAGUGGCGUGGGUUAACUGAAUUUGAAAUGCGUGGACCUCAGUGCAGGGUAUAAAAACUAAACGGCUGCGGGGCAUGUCGUAAAGAAGAAGCUAAUAACUUCGAAGGAACUGGUGAAGAUAUUUUCCCAAGUUGCUUCAUUUGCCGGAGAAAGACGCAAAUACCCCUGAUCCCACUGUCGUAGGCACAUACAAAGUUAGGGAAUUAAAUCUGAAAUAGAGGGCUGUUUCCGUAACCCACUGCAACGCUGCAAGUUCUCCCAUAUAUCUUGCUCUGCUCUGCUCUGCGGUUGAGAGAGAGAUAAACGAACAAGCAGAAAAUGAGAGAGUGCGAGCUGUGUGGACUGAGAGCUCGGAUUCACUGCGAGGCGGACCAGGCGAAGUUAUGCUGGGACUGCGAUGAGAAAGUUCACGGAGCCAAUUUUCUGGUGGCGAAGCACCCGAGGAACCUCCUCUGCCAUGGAUGCCAGUUGCCGACUCCAUGGAUGGGCUCGGGACCCAAGCUUACGCCGACCGUCUCGGUAUGUGAGAUUUGUGUCGAAAGGCGUGGAAUUAAGUUUCAGCGGUACGAGGAUCAAGAAAGCGAAGCAGAGAACGAAGACGAUGUUGAUCUUGAUGAUGAGGAGGAUGAUGAUGAUGGUGGUCAUGAUGGUGAAGAUGUUGAUGAUGAUGCUGAUGAUGAUGAUGAUGAUGAGGAUGAAAAUCAGGUGGUUCCGUGGUCUAGUUCGCAUUCGGCGGCGGCAGAGCCUCCGCCUGCGGUGAGUUGUUCGAGUAGUGAAGAAGAAGAAGAGGAGGAGGAAUUUUUGGUGGUGUCGAAGCGAAUGCGAGAGAAUGCGGAUCCAGAUUCUGAUUUGGGAUGCGACGAAACGUCGUCGUUGGCUUCGCUGAGGCUGUUGAAGCGAGCCAGACCGGGCGAAGAGAACCGUUUACUGAGUGAGAGAUCAAGUGAAGCGGAGUUAAGAUCAACGGCGAUCGUGAGCUCAAUUGAGAGUCUUCAAAAUCAAACGGACGUGAUCAGCGACGGUGAUGAUCAGGCGUCCGCCGCGGUCCUCGGGAUUUGCGAACCCAGAAGAGAUGUACUAGUUGCGGAUAUUGUGUUCUUGCGAGGAACAUUCAUACAUGAUGCGUGAGUUGAUGGAGGCAGAGCCAGCCAGCCCCAACAUGUGAAAAGAAGAAUGAGUUAUGCUAGCAUCAGUUGUCCACGUAAUACGUGAUAGUGAGGCGUGUAUUCAUGUGAGUCUUAUAAUUUAUUUGUUAUUUACAAUCACUUACGUGCACGUGGAUGACUGAUGAUAGAUCUUCUUGAAAAGAAGAUAAGCUACCAUCCAUGUUUAGAAAUUCGGAUCUUAGUCUACCAUGAUAACAUACUUUUUCCAUGAAUUGACAGGGUAGACCCAAGACCCAAUUCUCAAGGAGAUUAGAUAAGAUUAAUAAGAUUAAUCUUAAUCGCCUUA
Molecule: messenger RNA, 1941 nt
Organism: Prunus persica (peach)
Lineage: Eukaryota; Viridiplantae; Streptophyta; Magnoliopsida; Rosales; Rosaceae
Product: transcriptional regulator IFH1
Exons: 2
Coding region: 808-1617 (269 amino acids)
Molecular function (GO): zinc ion binding
Source: RefSeq, a predicted model, not a curated record